AUGCCCAAGUCAACUGUACAUAGAUACGUUAAGAAAGGAGCAAUUAAAAAACACACGAACGCAAUAAAACCAGCCUUCACAGUAGACACCAAGAAAACACGGUUAGAAUUCUGUUUGGGAAUGCUUGAGCUUAACCCUUACAAGGAUAAUAUAAUGCUAAAGGCCAAUUGUGAUUUUAUACAUAUAGAUGAGAAGUGGUUCUUCAUGACAAAAGCAACAGAGAAUUACUACCUUCAUCCGGAAGAAACCGAACCAUAUCGUACAUGUCAAAGUAAAAGGUGCAUUAAAAAGGUCAUGUUUUUGGCAGCAGUAGCUCAUCCUAGGUUCGAUGAGUUUGGGAAUGAAGUUUUUAACGGAAAAAUAGGUAUAUUUCCUUUUGUAACAAAGGAGGAAGCAAAGCGAACGAGCAAAAAUCGUCCGGCUGGAACACUCGAAGAUAAACCAAUUGAAUCAGUGAACAAAGACGUUACAAGAGCUUGUUUGAUUAAGAAAUUAUUACCAGCCAUUCGGGAAAAGUGGACAAACUACAAUGGGGAAACUAUCUACAUCCAACAAGAUAAUGCGAAACCACAUAUUAAAGUGGAUGAUGAAGAAUUUUUAAAAGAAGCCGCAAAAGAAGGUUUUGAUAUUAGGUUGAGAUUCCAACCUUCACAAAGUCCCGGCAUGAACGUUCUUGAUCUAGGGUUUUUCAGGGCUAUACAAUCGUUACAGCACAGAGAGGCGCCUACUACCGUUGGAGAACUUUUAUCGGCUGUGGAUAAAGCAUUUAAUGAAUUAUCGACACAAGCUCUGAAUGACGUAUUCCUCUCAUUGCAACUAUGCAUGGUAGAGGUUCUAAAUCUUCAUGGAGGAAACAAUUAUAUAUUGCAGCAUAUAGGGAAAAAGAAACUUGCACGCAUUGGUGAACUUCCUACUCAAAUCGAAGUGGAUAAGAAUCUGGUGAAGGAAGCAACUAAUUACCUCUCAUGUUUAAGAUAUUUCUGCAAUGCUGGCGAAACACAUGGCAAUGAUAUCAUCAUGUAG
This is a messenger RNA of Papaver somniferum (opium poppy), 1023 nucleotides long. RefSeq lists its product as uncharacterized. The transcript has a single exon. The coding region runs from base 1 to 1023 and encodes 340 amino acids. Gene Ontology annotation, molecular function: nucleic acid binding. Lineage: Eukaryota; Viridiplantae; Streptophyta; Magnoliopsida; Ranunculales; Papaveraceae. The record is from RefSeq and is a predicted model, not a curated record.